AUGUCCAAUCCCCAGCCUUCAUCACACCAUCACCAUCGCCAUACAUCCUCUAACCCAUCCGCUCACUACUAUCCCACAUCCUCGCACCACGCGUCUUCAAAACAUCAUUCGCACCCACUAUACAUCUAUCUUUCCCGCGACGAAAAUUCUGCGUAUGCGCCGCGUGAUAAGAUUCUUGAUCCGAGGACAGAGAAGUAUAUUGACUUGGAACGAUACAAGGAGAUUGAGAGGGAGAGAGACGCAAGAGGGGAGCGAUAUCUUUGGGAGGAAGGAAGGGAGGAGAGAGAGAGGGAGUUGAGACGUGUUUGGGGACGGGAGGGAAAGUUGGGAAGACGACGUGCCAGAGAAUGGGGUUGGUAA
Messenger RNA from Hymenoscyphus albidus, 360 nucleotides. NCBI's taxonomy places the organism in Eukaryota, Fungi, Ascomycota, Leotiomycetes, Helotiales, Helotiaceae. The record is from the annotation of a GenBank genome assembly.